Molecule: messenger RNA, 717 nt
Organism: Gongylonema pulchrum
Lineage: Eukaryota; Metazoa; Nematoda; Chromadorea; Rhabditida; Gongylonematidae
Source: the annotation of a GenBank genome assembly
AUGGAGAGCAGAAGGGCCUAUGUGAAAUAUAUUAAACGAUAUUUUACAGCCACGCUGACCUCAUCGUUGGCAACGCUGGAAGGUACUGAAGCAUUCGAAGCCUCUCUACUUGGUUCGGCCGAUGAGGUGGUACAAGAAAGGAUCUCGGACGAUGAGCUGAUUCUCAUCAAAGGCCCAAAGGCCCGAACCGCCUCAUCGAUCAUACUGCGAGGGCCAAACGAUGUGAUGCUGGAUGAAAUGGAACGAUCCGUGCAUGAUGCGCUUUGUGUUGUUCAACGUGUGCUUGAAAGUAAGAAGCUGGUUGUUGGAGGUGGAGCAGUGGAAGCUGCUCUUAAUGUCUAUCUGGAAGCAUUUGCAACCACGCUGUCGAGCCGUGAACAGUUAGCCGUUGCCGAAUUUGCAAACUCGUUGCUCGUUAUACCGAAAGUGUUGGCUUCGAAUGCAGCCAAAGAUUCGACGGAACUGGUUGCAAAACUUCGAGCUUUUCACAACAAAUCGCAGCAAGUGAAGGAACUUGCACACCUCAAAUGGGCUGGCCUCGAUUUGGAGAAUGGUGAGAUUCGUGACAACCGGGAUGCGGGUGUUUUGGAGCCACUAGUGAGCAAGCUGAAAAGUCUGAAGUUUGCAACUGAAGCGGCGAUAACGAUCCUUCGGAUCGAUGACUUGAUCAAGCUCGAAAAGCAGCAACCGAGACAUGAUGAGCAUGAUGAUAUGUGA